AGUUGUCUGGAAAUUCGCCGCGCUUUCCUAUUUCGAAGUGUGCCAAACUUGAUAAGCCAUAGAAUGAAUUUGCAACACGUGGGUUAUAUCUAUAUUACGGCAUUCGAAAAAUGUUUUGAUGGGGGAAAAAGCGUGCCAUAAAAGCAGGUUUCGCAAAUUAAGUAUACGCCGCGUGGCGGCAAUGAGAAAUCAGUUCGUAAUAGUUCAGUAGUUCUUCCUCGCUCAGAUGGAUUGCAAUUGUAAAUCAAUUGAUUAUUCAUAGAUCAAGUGAAUUGCUGAUUAUUAUCUCGUCUAUAUUGAGUAAUCUACAUAUUAGCUAAUGACUGUCUAUUUGCAUAAUGCAUUUCCUGUGACUUAAUUUUGUUGUGUAGAAUUCAUAUGAUAUUUUCCCAUGUUCAUAUAUAGCUUUGAGUGCAAUGAACUUUUUGUGGCUGGCAAAUUGGGUUAGCACAUGCAAUGUAUCCCCAUUGCCUGGAUUUAUGUCAACCUCGAGCACAAUUAAAAUCAAUAGAGAGCGCAGUGAAAUCAUUCAGGUGUCUGAAAAUUCCUGCAGGACAUUCGUCAGUCACAUUUAUUGCUGGCUAGUGAAAAGUUCGACCAUGGAGCUGCGUCGGAAAAUCACUCUACGUAUUCUGCCCCUAUUUUUAGCCAUAUUUCUAUUCACCAUGGGCGAGGCAUAUCUGAAAAGUGUCCGCGUGGAUGAGAUUCCCUUUGCCGGAAGAAAGGCCCUUGCCAAUCGGCGGUCCAGUGGUAUUCAUCUCAUUUCCAGUCUGGAGCAUCAGCGCACUUUUCUUCACCUCUUUCAUGUGCCCUACAUCAUUUGCUUCUAUGCCGCGAAGGGCAAGUGGCCGUAUGUGCCGGGAUUCAUGAAGUACCGGGUUGACAAUGCAGCUCGCAGUUUCUUCAAUCAGAACGACAGUUUCAUCAAACAAUUUUGCACCAAGUGGAUUCAGGUGAAGGAGUGCUUUCGUCCUUUAUUCGACAAAUCAAAUAACACAGAUGUUGAAGUGGAAACGCUUGAUGCAAAAAUUCAGGGACAGCGUUGUAAUUGUGACAAAUUGCUCUUAUCAACAGAGCCACCAGUACCGGUCGUCUACUUUGAUAAAAAUUACAUUGGAAAUGUUAGUUCGGAAACGAUUAUGAAUACCAUUGAAUUUCUGGAGAGUUUCCUGCCGCCGCCCACUAAAAAACAUAAGCGCAAGAAUCGCGUUCGUGGGCGCUUAGAUGAUAUGGAUAUUGAAUAGAAAUCACUCUUCAUCAUUAUAUACUUUCGUAACGCACUCAAACUUAGAUUUUACUCAUCACAAUCAUAACCAGAAAAUCAUCGUUUAAAUUUGAAUUCAAAUUCGGUUUCAAACCGUUUUCUAGAGAUAAGUGAUAUCGAUAACGCUCAGA
Drosophila simulans is the source of this 1395-nucleotide messenger RNA. RefSeq lists its product as uncharacterized. The record is from RefSeq and is a predicted model, not a curated record. The coding region runs from base 417 to 1244 and encodes 275 amino acids. The transcript has 3 exons. NCBI's taxonomy places the organism in Eukaryota, Metazoa, Arthropoda, Insecta, Diptera, Drosophilidae.